Toxoplasma gondii ME49 is the source of this 2274-nucleotide messenger RNA. RefSeq names its product acetyltransferase, GNAT family protein. Gene Ontology annotation, biological process: N-terminal peptidyl-methionine acetylation. The transcript has a single exon. Lineage: Eukaryota; Apicomplexa; Conoidasida; Eucoccidiorida; Sarcocystidae. Bases 1 to 2274 code for a protein of 757 amino acids. The record is from RefSeq and is a predicted model, not a curated record. Gene Ontology annotation, molecular function: protein-N-terminal amino-acid acetyltransferase activity; histone acetyltransferase activity. Gene Ontology annotation, cellular component: Golgi membrane.
AUGUCUUGCCUGCGAGUCGAGGGGUCUGACACUCUCAGACUCACGGAAGUGCCUGGCUGUGCGCAGAAGGCCUCAGGGCAGGUCGGCGAAGAGGACGAUUCGGUUUAUUCGGCAUCUGUGCCAAGUCAGCUGAUCCCCUCAGGAGCAGAGCGACUGCCUAGCGAGGAGCCCUUCAGGGAAACCGAAGAUGCAGGCCAGUUGCCUCAGGAACGAAAAGGUCUUUUGUUUGCGUCGUCUCUGCUGCCGUCGUCCUCUUCGGCAAUUCCUCCCAGUUGUGCGUCUCGGCCACCUUUAACUGCGCCAGUUCACAGGUUCGCCAAAGAUGCGGAUAUCUCUAAGCUUCCGCUGUCUCGCAUUCACUUUCGCCCUGUCCGAGCGUCCGAUUACACGCAGCUGCGUCAGCUGCAUGAGGAACUUUUCCCGUUCAAGUAUGAACAUACGUUUUAUGACUUCGUCUGCAAGGGGGAAUGCUUCUCGCUCGCCGCCGUCGUCUUAAAGCGAGACUUGGAGGGGCUGCCACGGCUCCCAACUCCGUGUGCACAGCCGAGGCUGACUCCAGCCCGACACCCUCCGUCGUCCUCUCCUAGAGACCGUGCAUUCUCGCAGGACACAUGUUUGUCCGGGGUUAGCGAGAGGGCGAGGAAUACUACAAUUUUGUCUGGAGACAAGCAGUCUGAUCCCUGCGCCUCAAUUGCGGAGACAUAUCCGACUCCUGAGAAGUCUGCGAGCUCCGUCGCACACGGGAAGGCCGGCCAAGAGCCACUUUCAGAUGAGCUUGACAGGUGGGGAGAUGCGUGCACUCUCGCCAGGAACCCCCACCAGUGCUUGGCCCCAGGUGUUUUGAAUGCUGGUGCAAGAGUUGGGCGCGGCCGAGGGGAUCGAGGCAGCUGUGCGACGACGCAACGACCACCAACGCUUCCCUCGAACUCCAGUGCGCAGCAACCGUCGGAGAGCUCUAUCCGGCAUGGCAAUCCAUCAUUCACUUCUGGCUCAUCUGUUCAAGACGACAGUGGAGAUUAUGUCGUUCAGGAAAACUUCGGGCAUAUGAACGCUCCGAAAGGGGAUGGCUGUGUUGACGAAGACGCUGGAGAAUCGGCGGUCAUUCCAGCUCUGCUGGAGAAGGGGCAGAACGACGACAGAUGUAGUGCGGAGGAAUUUCUUGUUGGUAUAAUCACGGUAUCCCUCAAGUCUGCUUACUUCCGAUCACAUGAUGUGGACUGCGUACGGAAGUGGUAUAGAAUGAGGCGCGAAUCCUUGCAGCUUGCUGGUUCGGCGUGUGCCCCAGGACCUGUAGCAGGGCCACGGUCUACAAGGCAGAUACCCACAUGUUGUAAGCAUGCUCUGAUACGAGAUGCAGCGGAACAUCAGGUGCAUCAACCCCAUGCCGCGAAAUGCGGCCAAAAGAAAAUGCCAGCGUCGUCUGGUGCACAUGUUCCGUCUGUGCGUGCCACUAGGUUUUAUUCGAAUGUCGCUAAUCACCAUUAUGGGGAUUGUAGCGCCUCAGGAAUGUGUCACGUUGGAGAGGAGUGUUCGGAGAAACGGACGAAGCUGACAAGCGACCUCGUGGAGGCGACCCGCUCGGGUGUACUGACGAUGACCAGUGCAGUGUGUCGUGGGAGCGAAGAUGCCACAGAUGUUAGUCACCCGGUCUCAAUAACCGCGGAGGAGGCUUGCGCUUUGACGUUUCCUAAUCUUCAAGCCGAUGAAUCCGUAUCGGAUUUGGCUUAUAUUCUUACGCUAGGAGUUGCAGAAGAGUUCCGGCAAAAGGGACUUGCCCAAGAACUCAUUCAAAGAACACUCGCGUACUUUGCUUGUCCGUGUGUUAAUAAGCUUCCGACACGAUCCGUGUUUCUCCAUGUCGUAGAAUACAACCAUGCAGCGUUGCAUUUCUAUGAGAAGCAGAAAUUCAAGGCGAUUGAGUUCUCUAAAGACUUCUACCAUAUCUAUGGCUCUGUGCAUGGGUCCUUUUUGUAUGCGUACAAUUUGGCGGAGCUGGAGGGUCGUUGCGAAUGCUCCAUAGCUGCGGAUGCGAAGCAGCCGCAUGGCAUCUCUGGGGUUAAAGCCCUCGCCAAUGGGCAUAUUCAGGAUGGCGUCCAGUGGGGAUUAUCUGGAAUGCAAAAUGCUUUCAGAAAGGUCGGCGAGACACUGGGAAACCUCUGGAAUAGCAGUGCUCGCGCAGGAGGCAUCGAGUUUGUUGACGACUCUUCUGGAACAUCAUACGGGGCAGAAGGCAAGGGACAGGGAGAAAAUAACAGGAAGACAUCGGGGGAGUAA